Anoplopoma fimbria (sablefish) is the source of this 1418-nucleotide messenger RNA. RefSeq names its product complement factor H-like. The record is from RefSeq and is a predicted model, not a curated record. NCBI's taxonomy places the organism in Eukaryota, Metazoa, Chordata, Actinopteri, Perciformes, Anoplopomatidae. Bases 219 to 1178 code for a protein of 319 amino acids. The transcript has 9 exons.
UUUAUACUGUACAUCUUACAUGUAUCACUGAUAUCUAUAUGCAGUAGGUGUUUGUAACAUACAUGCUUGCUGCGUUUUAUCAAUGUGUUUGUCUUCAGAGCAAAAGCGUGAUGUCAGAGACAGUUACAGAGUGAUCACUGCCCACAACAAUUAUUAACUGGUCUUGAUUUGAACUGGGCUCUUUACUCUUUGCCCGCAGUAUUUGAUUUCCGAACAAAAUGUACGUGAGAUAUCUUGAAUUUCUUGUUCUAGCUUGUAUUCCAGGAUUUGUUCAUGCACAAAGUGCAACUCAGGAUUGUCGUGCUCCCAGACUGAAUAAUGGUUAUCUGGUCCCUGAAGAAGACACUUACAAUCAUGACUCAAAGCUCACUUAUUCCUGUGAUAAAGGACGUAAACCUGCAGUGGAGGGUUGGUGGGCGACAAGCACAUGUCACAAUGGCAAAUGGUCUCCUGAACCACAAUGUAUAGAUGAAAAAGACUGCCUUGCACCAAAUAUACCCAAUGCAAAAUAUACAGAAAACCAAAGUGGUUGGUAUGAGGAUGGACACACAAUCAGGAUAAGAUGUAAUGAAGGAUAUGUCCCCAAAGGCCGGCGUGUCACAACCAAAUGUAUCAAUGGAAAUUGGUCCUCUGUGCUGAUCUGUGAGAAAAGUAUCCAUGCAUGUAGUGAGCCCCCUCAAGUCCCCCACGCAGUAAUCAUUCUUCAGGGAUUCCAGGACUUCUUUGCUCCAGAUACAAAAUUGCAGUAUGAAUGUGAAGAUGGAUAUACUGUAGAGGGAGCAGGCAACCAUAAAUAUGUCUUCUGCUUAUCUGGAAACUGGACUGAAGGCCCCGUGUGCAGCAAAGUUACUGAACUGGGUGCUGGACUGGGUGGCUCUGCAGAGACGGGAACAGGUGGGACACAAACCCCACCUGCUGGCAGUGGGACACAACCUGAAGGUGGAGGUUCAACUGGCAGAGGGACCAGUCCUGCCGGUGGGGCAGCGUUCUGUGUCCUGGAUCCUGCUAUAUGGAACAAUUAUAAACUAUCUAAAGUUGAAUAUAUAAAGGAAGGAGAGCCGAAGCACAUUCCAUGUAAUUGGGAUGGUUACUUCAGCCUUUUUCAGUGCAUCAAUGGAGAAUUGUUGUAUUACACGUGUUGUCACGUACGAGACCGUGAACGGAAUCUUUGCCCGUAAAACACAACAGAGGAAUCACUGCUGGACCGACUACCUUCCCUGAAAUAGGCUCCACCAGAAAACAACUACACCCGAAAACAUUCACAUCAGUAUUUUACUUUUUUAAAACCUUUAACAUUCUCAUGUAUCUUUAUGAUUGUAAUUCUUAAAGCACCAAUAACCAGACAUAUACUCUGGAAACAAAUUAAGUUAGAUUGGUCUACAGUAUUCUGAAUAAAAUGUUCACUAUAUAAAUAUUAA